UCAGGGCUCUACAUCGUUCACGGUUAGUGAUUAGGAUUAAUCUGUAGUCGCAUCUAUCGUCCAUACAACCGCGACCGUCGGCGCAUGAUCGAAAACGGCCCAGUCAGUCAGUACCUCGGGAAACACUGUAGCAAACAUACGUAUCGCUCAGUGCUCGUGGGACGGAAAAUCAGCUAUGACUGACUCCUUUGAAUUCCCGCCAAGCCUCUAAAAUACACACGAAACGAAAAUAUUGUCGUAUUCUCCAAUGUUUUGAAUAACAACGUUGUUUACGACUCUUGUGACGUUAGUGUGUUAUCGCAGUCGUGAGGAGAACUACCUGUGAGACAUUAUCACAAAAGAAAAGAAAAAAAAACUAGUACCAAAACCAAAAUGAGAGAGGAUUUAGAAACAUCAGCUUUAAAUGAAAGGAUAUUGGAGUUUAAAAGCGACCCGGAAAAACUUCGGCAGGCGUCUGAAUUCGUUGAUGAACUUAUACAGCAAGCCAAAAAAGAGGCAGAAUUAAAACAGAAAGAGAAAGACAAAAGCAAAUUAUUCGAAUCUCAAGACCCAGGUGUGGGUAAUAUAAAGAAGAGGUUGGGUCGUGCCCGUGGUUUCGUGCUUCGUAUGUUCGACGUGCUAUGCAACUGUACGCAGACGGCCGCUGCCGCAGCCCGCACAACUGCUCGCAACAAUCCUUUUACAAAACGCUAAACGUCUCUAAUACAAUUAAUUAUCUUAUACAUGGUAACGAGACCAUAAUUACAUUAUGUGGAUCGAAUCAGAUCUCUGAAACGCUAAA
Messenger RNA from Melitaea cinxia (Glanville fritillary), 781 nucleotides. RefSeq lists its product as uncharacterized. Lineage: Eukaryota; Metazoa; Arthropoda; Insecta; Lepidoptera; Nymphalidae. The transcript has 3 exons. Bases 373 to 693 code for a protein of 106 amino acids. The record is from RefSeq and is a predicted model, not a curated record.